UUACUUCUCUUACCACAGGUAUUUUACAUGGAGCUGGACUUUCUCAGCUUCCCAAACAGCGCUAUCAGCCAAGUGAUCUACAUGCUGACCAGGCUCCAAAUAGCCAUGUCAAAUAUGUCUGGAAAAUGCUUCAGUCUCUGGGCAGACCAGAAGUCCACAUGACCUUGGAUGUGGUUCUGGUGAGGGGCUCAGGCCAAGAGCAUGAAGGGUGCUUGUUGCUGACAUCAGAAGUGCUCUUCAUGGUGAGUGUCAGCGAGGACACACAGCAGCAGGCCUUCCCCAUCACAGAGAUCGACUGUGCACAGGACAGCAAGCAAAACAACCUGCUCACCGUGCAGCUCAAGCAGCCAAGAGUGGCCUGUGAUGUGGAGGUGGAUGGAGUUCGAGAGAGGUUGUCAGAGCAACAGUACAGCAGACUGGUGGACUACAUCACAAAGACAUCUUGUCACCUGGCCCCCAUCUGCUCUUCCAUGCAAACUCCAUGUCCUGUGGUGGCUGUGGAACCUCCCCCCUCCACUGUUAAAACAUACCAUUAUUUGGUUGACCCACAUUUUGCUCAGGUCUUUAUUAGUAAAUUUACCAUGGUGAAAAAUAAAGCCCUGAGGAAAGGGUUCCCUUGAGUCCCCUUCCGAGGUAUUGAUUCCUA
Galeopterus variegatus (Sunda flying lemur) is the source of this 646-nucleotide messenger RNA. RefSeq names its product vacuolar protein sorting-associated protein 13B-like. The record is from RefSeq and is a predicted model, not a curated record. The transcript is spliced from 3 exons. Bases 126 to 620 code for a protein of 164 amino acids. Lineage: Eukaryota; Metazoa; Chordata; Mammalia; Dermoptera; Cynocephalidae.